GGGUUUCACUCUCGUCGGCGAAUGGAAGUAAAAGUAAAAACAACAUCAGUAAUAGAACAGAAGCAGGGGGAUUUGGGUGGAAAUAUUAUCCGCUGCGUGGUGCGCGUUGUGUUUAUUGUUUACCAAAAAAAAAUAUCUAGUCUCUUCCAAAAAGCAACCGCUUUGCGGAGAACAUUGUGCAAUAGCUAGUGGAUGUUAACGAGUUUCCUUAUGGUUGGAUAAGAAAUCGGAAUUGUAACCUCAUGAAACUAGUCCUCUUUGAAAACGAACAAGACGUCUUUUAGUGAUGAAAAUAAAAUCGAUGCAUUAUCGUUUCUAAUGCGCGAAAAUGGCGUCGCGGCGUCGAUUAGCAGUAGAUUCUAUCACUAUCGCUUGAGGUCCUACCAACAACGAGCAUAGCUGGAUUCGCUGUUCAUGAUUGAACACAACAUCCCGGACGAAAACCUUUCUAUUAUCGUACGUUCCUUGUAAAGUGAGUUGAUUAGACGGAGAAAAAUAGGGGAACAAAAAAUCGAUAAUUUCGUGCGCUCGUUUCGCAAUCGUCUCCUAGAAAACUAGCGUUUGUGCUAUGGCGAGGGCGAUGUGCCAAGGGAUCUUUGAACUUUCGGGUAUACGUUUGACCUCAUACCGAGCAGACGACAGCGCUGUGCGCAGGGAAUAAAGAUUCAUUGGGACCGUAGGGAGAACCCACACUAUAAACGUACGUGUUGAAAAACCAGCAAAGGGGUGGAAGGUAUCGAUUUUUUGGUUGCUUGGUUGUAAACUUACUGACCACAAUCGAGAAGAGCCCUCGUGACUAAUCCGAAACCGCGCAGCGCUGUGUUUGUCCGUAUAGUAUUUAGUGUCAAUGUGAGUGAGCAGAGAUAUACAAAGCCAAAGGUGUCCUUCAAGAGUCUGAACUAGCUCAAGGCAGCUCGCUUUUGGAAAGCGUUGGAUUAGUUUUAAGGAUACAGAACCGCAUUUCGACGAUGAGUUCCGGGCAGUCCCAGCAGUUCUGUGUGCGGUGGAAUAGUCACCUCGGAAGCAUCGGUGCGGCUUUUCCACAGUUACUGGCCGGCCAGCGGUUCGUGGAUGUUACACUUGCCUGCGAGGGCCACCAGGUGCACUGCCAUCGACUGGUGCUAGCAGCAUGUUCGACCUUCUUCGAAAAUUUGUUGGGAGAAAACCCCUGCAAGCACCCCAUAAUUAUCCUACCCCGAGAGAUAAAGCUUUGGGCCAUCCAGGCACUGGUAGAUUUCAUGUACAAAGGAGAAGUGAAUGUAUCUCAGGCGGGACUGCCGGAUCUGAUGAAGUGUGCCGAAAUUCUGAAAAUCCGCGGUCUGUGCGGUUCGGACGCGGCGCUUAAUCUCAACCAAAUUAACAGUCCAGGAAGCAGUGGCGUAGCUCCGGGGCAAACUAAUGAGCCGUCAAACCAAAGUGGCCAAAGAGGGAACAGUCCUGCCAAUGCAGAACGCAGCAAAGGAGGUCAACAAAACAGUGCACUCGGUGGGAACAAAGCAGGGGGAAAUUUCCUGGGCAGCCUGAACUUACAACCAGUGGCCUCAUCAACACCAGCGAAAGUAUCUAGUCAACAGCAACAGCAGCAACCUCUUCCGCAGAGUGGUGACGAUGGUGAGAACAGUGACGGUGGCAGUGGAAAUGAGAUGUGCAUAAAGACAGAGGACCUCAUUAUAGAUGACGAUGCGGAUAAACCUGGCGACGACGAAGAAGACAUGGACAACGAUACGAACGGAAAAACCCAAGCUGAGGAAGACGUUUUUGUCGACGAUGAUGAACUUGAUGAUUAUAUCGAGGACGUAGAUCAAGACCUCCAACAGCUCGAUGAGCAAACACAAGAGCCUCCUGCUAGCAAUAGUAAUAGUAAUAACAAUGAGUUCACUAUCACCAUCACGGGCGAUAACAGUAACAGUAACCCCACUGAUUCCAAAACAUCGCAAACGAAAAGCAAACGAAAUGCCUCCUCCUCGCCUCCGCCGUCGUCAUCGUCAUCGCUGUUAUCGAUUCUGACACGUGGUUCUAUUCGGGUUAAAUCGAACGAAAAUCUCUUUGAAAAUUACAAGCAACAGCAAGAGCACAAAAACGUAGAUAAAUCCGCGUCACGAAAACACGUGUAUUCGUGCUAUGGUGAUGGUGACGAUGGUGAUGGUGGUGGGGGUGGGGGCGGUAGUAGUGGAAGUGUUGACGGUGGGACAGAUUCCAGUACAAUCGGUCUUCCCUCUUCUCUAGUGUACAAUCGGAACACGAUGGAUAUCUACGUUAAGCCAAAGAAAGACGACGGCGGCGGCGCCAGCACGGCCAGCAACCCCGACAUUUCCCUCGAAGACGCUGGAAGCGAACUGUCCACCGAUGGUUACGAGAACAUCAUCUGCUCCCCAAAUUUCUCACAGAUUAGUGGCAAGAUGAUGAACAGCUAUCAGGACGAUGAUUACGACGAUGAUUUCGAUAUUCAAAUUAUACCGGAUGACAACUCACUGAUGAACGGUGAAAGUGAAGGUGGCGGAGAUGAUGAGAUAGUCUAUCCGCCGCCCCUGCUACCAUACGGAAAUCCUGAAACCAGCAUAACCCGUGUUUCAUUCGGUAAAUCCAUGCGAACCAACGGUGGACCAGGAUUGUUGAAGCCACUGAAACAAAGCCGCCAGUCAAGAGGACGGGGAGGUAGACUUCUUGCCCGGCUGCCGAGGGAGAGCAGUGCUAGCAGGAUGCCACUGGCGAACGGAGCAGCGAUCCCCCCGUCAGCGUUUGUGCUACGAAACCCGCGGGGUAAUCAGCCACGAUCCUACAACACCGAUGCACUGUGGUCGGCUCUGAUGGAUGUGAAGGCAGGGGAAAGCAUAUACAGGGCAUCACAAAUCCACAAAGUUCCUCGCAAAACCCUUCGUAACUGGAUGAAGCGAUGGGACAUCAAAUCCGCCUAUCCAAUGCCGCGGCAGCUGAAGGAGGCGGCCGAGAAGAAGCGUAUCAUUAAGGAACUGACUGAACAAGCGCAGCAACUCAGCGACGAGCCAAUGCAGUAGCAAACUAGCGUUAAGGAAUCACAAACCAGCAAACAAACAAAACCGAAGACGAGCAGAAAACAGAAACCAAUAUAUACGUUUUUAUGGCAGAGAAAGAAAUGAUAGUCAGUUUGAAACAAAUGGCAAAGAGAGACAACUUUAUGAGUAUAUAUAUAUAUAUAUAUAUAUAUUUAGCUGUUAAGGUUUAACAAUAAAGAAUAUAGUGAGGAGUACUUCCCUAUGAAACGGAACAAAAAGGUUCAAAACAACGUCUAGUUCAAUAGCGAGUAGAUUUUCUUUUGUUUUCAAGAAUAUACACAACUUACAAUCUCGUUUUUCCUAGUUUUAAUCAUUUUAGCGAAGCACACAUUCAUUAUAUAGCGUGUGCCAGAAUUUAGUUUACAGAAUGCACUUACUGGGUAACCGUAAAAAAUAUCGUCGCUUCGGCGGUGAGUUACUUUUAGGAGAGCAAUCCUGCUUCUAGUCAAAUGUUGUAAAAUCACAACCAUUAGUUUUUCACGAGGGCUUUAUACGAUUCUAGUUAAGCGGCUUUAGUCACGCUCGGUUGCAAUGUACCAUUUUUUACGAUUAGGAGAGGUAUAGUAUACAUUAUAUAAUAAUUUACUAACAACUAUUUCGAAACCAUUAUUUCAAACAUUCGUAGGUACUUACUUAUAAUCGCGCUGAAAAAUUAUAGUUUAGUAUGUGAGUCUUUUAAAUUAUUUUGAACCACCAAACUGUGAAUUUCAAUAAAAUGAUUUCAACAACCAAAA
Molecule: messenger RNA, 3766 nt
Organism: Toxorhynchites rutilus septentrionalis
Lineage: Eukaryota; Metazoa; Arthropoda; Insecta; Diptera; Culicidae
Product: broad-complex core protein isoforms 1/2/3/4/5-like
Exons: 6
Coding region: 969-3014 (681 amino acids)
Biological process (GO): regulation of transcription by RNA polymerase II
Cellular component (GO): nucleus
Molecular function (GO): protein binding
Source: RefSeq, a predicted model, not a curated record